AUGUAUCAUGAUAUCAGGGAAAUAUGCUGGUGGGAUGAAAUGAAGAAGGAUAUAGCAGAGUUUGUUGCUCAGUGCCUUAAUUGCUUACCUCGUACCCAGCGUAGGUUUGAUUCUAUAUGGGUUGUUGUGGAUAAACUUACAAAAUCAGCCCAUUUUCUGCCUGUCAAGACUACGCAUUCAGCAGAGGAUUAUGCAAGGCUUUACAUUAAGGAGAUAAUACGACUUCAUGGUGUCCCUAUAUCUAUUAUCUCAGAUAGAGGUGCUCAGUUUACAGCAAAUUUCUGGAGGUCCUUCCAAAAAGGAUUUGGGACUCAAUCUAGGUCACCUAUCGGAUGGUUCGAGGUUGGGGAAACUAAGUUAGUAGGACCAGAUUUAGUACAACAGGCAGUUGAGAAGAUUAAGCUUAUACGGAAAAGGCUAUUAGCAGCUCAGAGUCGUCAGAAGUCCUAUGUAAAUAAUCGACGACGAGACUUGGAGUUUUGGGUAGAUGACUGGGUAUUCCUAAAGGUAUCACCGAUGAAAGGCGUUAUGAGAUUCGGUAAGAAAGGAAAGCUUAGCCCUCGGUACAUUGGACCUUAUAAGAUCAUACGCAGAGUAGGCCAGAUCAUUCCAAUUGACGAUGUUCAGGUCACAAAGCAGCUAUCAUAUGAGGAAGCUCCUAUUGCUAUACUAGAUAGACAGGUUCGGAGAUUGAGAACUAAAGACGUAUCUUCGUUUAAAGUUGGUAGUGGUGCCAUUACAGAGGAGACUCUGCCAAAAUUUCUAUAG
Molecule: messenger RNA, 768 nt
Organism: Nicotiana attenuata
Lineage: Eukaryota; Viridiplantae; Streptophyta; Magnoliopsida; Solanales; Solanaceae
Exons: 5
Coding region: 1-768 (255 amino acids)
Molecular function (GO): nucleic acid binding
Source: RefSeq, a predicted model, not a curated record